Lontra canadensis (Northern American river otter) is the source of this 805-nucleotide messenger RNA. It is a transcript of the gene SVBP, whose product is annotated as small vasohibin binding protein. NCBI's taxonomy places the organism in Eukaryota, Metazoa, Chordata, Mammalia, Carnivora, Mustelidae. The transcript is spliced from 2 exons. Gene Ontology annotation, biological process: protein secretion; negative regulation of protein ubiquitination. Bases 256 to 456 code for a protein of 66 amino acids. The record is from RefSeq and is a predicted model, not a curated record. Gene Ontology annotation, cellular component: apical part of cell.
GUAUUAAAACAAUUUGCCCAGGGACACCCAGCAAGGUCAUGGCGGUGGGUUCAACCCUAGUCCACCGAAUCCAGCGCCCUUUCCACGGGGCCACUCUGCCUCAUCUGUCAAGGGAGGGGGCUGAACUCUGGGAUUAGUGAAGGGAGGGACUGGAAAUUCUUUUUCUUUGCUGUGCUUUCUUUCUUUCUUUUGUUAAUCAGUCAGUCUCUUCUGCACCAUCCAGGUCAGAGCUAACAAGUGUUCAGAAGUUAAGUCAUGGAUCAACCUACGCGGAAAGAAAAAUCCAAAGUUAAAGAACCUGUCAGCAGAGUUGAGAAGGCCAAGCAGAAAUCAGCCCAGCAGGAGCUGAAGCAAAGACAAAGAGCAGAGAUCUAUGCCCUCAACAGAGUCAUGACAGAACUGGAGCAGCAGCAGUUCGAUGAGUUCUGUAAACAGAUGCAGCCUCCUGGAGAGUGAGCUGUCCCCGCGCACAGAACCAGACAAGCCCCCCCGAGGCUGGCUUUUUCCAUGUGGUUCCUGUUUCCCUGAGAUGGUCCGCUUGGAACCUUACAGAACUAGACAAGAAGAUGUUUGCAUUAUUCCGGAACUGGGAUAAAUCUGAACUUCCCGUAUGUCACUUCUGCUUCACUGGUUCCUUCAGUCUGAAUUGGCCCAGUGCUUGCUGAAGAGACUUGUUUCGUUCUUAUAUGACAACAGAUUCUUUUUUUUUUUUUUUAACUUUUUUCUAUUGCUUGAGAAAAAUCAGCAUUUCUCAUGAAACUGUAGAUCUUCUCCAAAAAUAUAAAUAAAAUACUAAGAAAAUGUC